AUGCAAGUUGCAGCUUAUGAAAGUCGACAUGUUUGGAGGUAUUUAUCUGCAGAACAGAAGCUUGCUGCAUCACUGAGUCUUGACCGUUAUUGCAAGCCUACAGAGUUCUACAACUAUCUCAAGGAUCGUGCUACCGAACACCCAAGAUUCCUUCAGAGAUGUUUGGACUACAAGAUAAAGGCUAAGAACAAAAAGAGGGUUCUAAUGACAGUUUCUCUGGCAUGGGAAAUGGAUGAAACUCGGUCUUUGUUUCCUUUGUGUAUCUCUCUGGGAAAAGAGGAGCCAAACGAGGGACCUACAGGGUAUUGCUUACAACAAUAUAAAAGAGAAAAAAGCCGAACCAUCUGGGUUGGCAAAGCCAAUGAUUCUCUGAUGGAGGGUGAAUCCAAGCCAAUUCAUAUCUCAACUGGUUUUGAAACUUUUGGAGCAGCUAGGAAACCACCUCCUCGCCGGAGACAGAAGAGGAGACAUGAAGGAUCUUCGUCGUCAUCAUUAUCUCAUAUCAUUUGGCAGCGAGGAACUGUUGCAUUUGAGUAUAGAUACUACCAUGACAGGUUGCACGAGAUCGAAGUUACUGAAAAUUUCACCUGUGCAGAAUCAGAAGAAUAUCCAUUUGUGUCUGUGUCUUUGAAGAACCCUAACUGGAUACCACCACAGUGGGUUGAUCCAAGAUUAGAUACUUUUCUGUAUUGUGCCAAGAAACCAAAGCGCAGAAGGUUGGAUACUAUAUUUCAUGGAAGAAAUGAUACAGACGAGGUGAUCUCAGAUGCUGAACUUCCUACUGGGGAUACUCAGCAAUUGGAGAAUGUUGGAUCAAAUCCAGUUGUCGAUGGUCCAGAUUGUGUCCCAUCAGUAUCUGAUUCUGAUAAUGGAUCUCGUGCAAUGCAACAAGUAGAACAUGAAGAGGUUUCAAAUGCAAUUUCACAUCCGAGAUCAUCGAUAUCUGAUCAUGAUGACCGGACACUAGCUAUUCCAGAAGUUGACCAUGAGGAAGUUUCAAAUGCAAUUUUACAUCCGAUAUCAACAAUAUCUGAUCGUGAAAACGGGACACUUGUAGUGCUUGAUGCUGACCAUGAGGAGACUUCAAAUACAAUAUUACAUAAUGGUCAGGAACAUGUCCCAUUAAUAUCUGCUCAUGAUGAUGGAACACGUGCAAUGCUAGAAGUUGACCAUGAGGAGGUUUCAAAUGCAAUAUUACAUGCUUGUCAGGAACAUGUCCCAUCAAUGUCUGAUCAUGAUGAUAGAACACGUGCCAUGGUAGUAGUUGACCAUGAGGAGGCUUCAAAUGCAAUUGUUUUGCAUACUGGUCAGGAUUGUGUCCCUUCAACAUCUGAUCCUGAUGGUGGUACACGUGCUAUGCUACAAGAUAACCAUGAAGGGGAUUCAAGUGCAAUUGUUUUGCAUACUGGUCAAGAUUGUGUCCCUCCAAUAUCUGAUCCUGAUGAUGGCACACGCGCUAUGCAAGAAGAUGACCAUGAAGGGGAUUCAAAUGCAAUAAUGUUACAUCCUGGUCCGGAUUCUGUCCCAUCAAUACCUGAGCAUGCUCAAGGGACAACCUCAGUGCCACAAGUUGAGGAGGAAGAGAGAUUACUAAUUGAAAUCUUUGACCCAAGACUGUAUGUCCUUGAUCUUUUCUCUAUCCUUGGAAAACAAAAGGCACUUUUUUACCUACAUUCUGGGAAAUUUGCAUAUGCAUCAAUUAGAGUUUACAACCGGAAAUGUUCUGUCCCUCACUGUAACCAAAUGUUAAUGAAUUUCAUAAACAUUUCUUUGACACUGUUCUUUUCAAAACAUUUCAGCCUUGCCCGGUGGAAGAAGCGGAAGUUUUAUCACUCUCAUAAAUACCAGGAUGAAGACAGUGAGGAUGAAAUUAAUGAGGGCGCUCAAGAGAUUGAAGAUAGAAGGAAACUUGCUUGUCUUAAAGCGACAGAAGAUGAGAAGCGGUUCGUGUAUAUGUGGACCUCAUUUAUUAAGAAACAGCGUGUGCUGGCAGAUGGUCACGUGAAUUGGGCUUGUGAAGCAUUCACAAAAUAUCACUGUGCUGAGUUUGCCGAGUCCCCAGCCUUAGCCUGGUAG
Messenger RNA from Sphenostylis stenocarpa, 2076 nucleotides. Lineage: Eukaryota; Viridiplantae; Streptophyta; Magnoliopsida; Fabales; Fabaceae. The record is from the annotation of a GenBank genome assembly.